AUGCUUCGGGCGUUUCAUGCAGCCCUGCGGAACUCUCCCGUCAACACCAAGAAUCAAGCUGUGAAGGAACGAGCCCAGGGUGUGGUGCUGAAAGUACUUACAAAUUUUAAGAGCAGCGAGAUUGAGCAGGCUGUGCAAUCACUGGACAAAAAUGGCAUUGACUUGCUAAUGAAGUACAUUUAUAAAGGGUUUGAGAAGCCCACAGAAAAUAGCAGCGCAGUGUUACUCCAGUGGCAUGAAAAGGCAUUAGCAGUAGGAGGACUAGGCUCCAUUAUAAGAGUUCUUACAGCAAGAAAGACUGUUUAA
Messenger RNA from Pipistrellus nathusii (Nathusius's pipistrelle), 306 nucleotides. Lineage: Eukaryota; Metazoa; Chordata; Mammalia; Chiroptera; Vespertilionidae. The record is from the annotation of a GenBank genome assembly.